AAGAGGCAUCAAGUAAGCAUGUUAAAGACCACCCGUGGAAGGCAAAUUCCACCACAUUGCUUGCAGAACGGUGCUCAUUUCCCUGCCACAAUCUCUCCCUCAAACAAACCUCAGGAUUCCCAUAAUUUUCACUCAAAUUAUCAAUAAAUUAUAAUCAAGGCUUUGCAAGUUUCGAGGUCUUCACGGGCUUCAUCAAGAGAAAAAACACUUUUUAGAUAGUUUUUAUAAAUUCCUUUUGAUUAGAGAGAGGCAAGAGGAUAGCCAAACCCAAAACUUUGCUUUUUUUAGUAUUUCCCCUUGGCUUCUAAGUAAAACUCAUAAAAAAUUUGCCCAUAAAAAGCAAUCAAGAAAGACCUUUUUCUUUCAUCAUUGCUUGUUAGUUUUGGACAGAAAGUCAUGGCUAACACCAACACCUUCCUUCUCCAAAUUACAACACUGUUUUGCCUGUUGUUCCCCGUAGCAAACUCAGUUGUUUUCAAUUACCCUGCUGUUUUCAACUUUGGUGAUUCAAACUCAGACACAGGUGAACUUGUUGCAGCAUUGGGAGAUAUCCUGGAUCUUCCUAAUGGUCAAACUUAUUUCAAGACUCCUUCUGGCAGAUUUUGUGAUGGUCGCCUCACCAUUGAUUUCCUAAUGGAUGCAAUGGAUCUGCCAUUUUUAAAUGCUUACCUGGAUUCAAUUGGCCUACCAAGUUUCCACAAAGGGUGCAAUUUUGCAGCUGCAGGCUCAACCAUCCAACCAGCUACUGCACAAAGUGUCAGUCCAUUUUCAUUUGGUGUUCAAGUGGCUCAGUUUGUAAGGUUCAAAGCUCGGGUUCUUGAAUUGCUAGCCAAAGGUAAAAGACUUGGUAAGUACCUUCCAGCACAAGAUUAUUUUCAGAAGGCGCUUUACAUGUUCGAUAUAGGCCAGAAUGAUCUUGCUGGUGCCUUUUAUUCCAAAACUUUGGAUCAAGUACUUGCCUCAAUUCCCACAAUCUUGAUAGAAUUUGAAACUGGAAUAAAGGCAUUAUAUGAUCAAGGGGCAAGGAACUUUUGGAUACAUAACACAGGACCUCUUGGAUGCUUAGCUCAAAAUGUCGCCAAAUUUGGAACUGAUGCAUCUAGCCUUGAUGAGCAAGGGUGUGUUAGAAAGCAUAACCAAGCUGCCAAAAUCUUCAAUCUGCAGCUUCAUGCCCUUACUAAAAAAUUGCAGGGCCUGUAUACAGAUUCGAAUUUUACAUACGUUGACAUCUACACGAUAAAAUCGAACCUUAUAGCAAAUUAUUCUAAACUUGGAUUUGAGCAGCCUAAAAUGGCUUGCUGUGGAUUUGGUGGUCCACCUUUGAAUUACGACAGCCGAAUCUCAUGCGGGAAAACUAAAGUCAUUAACGGAGAAACAGUUACGGCCAAAGCAUGCAAUGAUAGUUCUGAAUAUGUUAACUGGGAUGGAAUUCAUUAUUCAGAGGCUGCGAAUCAGUAUGUUUCAUCUCAAAUACUCACCGGAAAAUACUCCGAUCCACCCUUUUCAGACAAAAUGCCAUUCCUUCUCAGUCUCAAGUUCUGAAGGCCUAAUAUUUACUCAAUGCUGCGACUCUCUUUGUAAUUUGUAUUGACUUAUAGCAGUCAUUGCAAAUGUUAUUGAUCAAAAGUUACUGUAGAGAAUUAUAAUUUGUAACUGGAAGUCCAUUUUCCAGAUAUUGCACUCUGCCAUUCAAUUACUUUAUUGACCCCAAGGUAAACUAUAUAUGUGCAGAGUGUAUAGGCAGCAAAACUCCCUUAUAUGAAACUGUGGCUACAUUCUCAAACAGGAAUAAUUUACCAUGCUUCGAUUUUCGGUA
Gossypium raimondii (Peruvian cotton) is the source of this 1816-nucleotide messenger RNA. Its product is annotated as GDSL esterase/lipase At1g54790. Bases 397 to 1542 code for a protein of 381 amino acids. The transcript is spliced from 5 exons. The record is from RefSeq and is a predicted model, not a curated record. NCBI's taxonomy places the organism in Eukaryota, Viridiplantae, Streptophyta, Magnoliopsida, Malvales, Malvaceae. Gene Ontology annotation, molecular function: hydrolase activity, acting on ester bonds.